Molecule: messenger RNA, 486 nt
Organism: Aspergillus steynii IBT 23096
Lineage: Eukaryota; Fungi; Ascomycota; Eurotiomycetes; Eurotiales; Aspergillaceae
Exons: 1
Coding region: 1-486 (161 amino acids)
Source: RefSeq, a predicted model, not a curated record
AUGGAACUGCACUCAUCGGCGGUUGCUAGUGUUAAACUGCCAGCCACAAACCCGGCUCAGUGCCCUGAUGUUGCUCAGAACAACCACCCUGAGCACCCCCCCUCAUCACAACAAGCACCCCCAAAUGGGAACUCAAAAGACUCACAUUCUGCACUAGACUCUCCACCUAAACCUUAUGUGAAGAUCGCGCACCCCUCAAUCGCCCUUUACAUUGCACCUCACCUCAGAGAUCCGGCCCUGAAGGCACUUCGCCCCCCUCAGCGGUAUUGUACCAGUCGUCCCUAUCGCCCUAUCCCCGCCCGAAGUGAAGCCAAACAAACACAGGUUUCUUCUGAGGUUCAGCCCACCUUCUUCAAAUCCCACCUGGUCACUCCUCCUCCAAACCCCUCCCAGCUGAGAAAGGAGUUCAUACAAACUCCAGUUCAGUCUCAGCCUCCACAACCGCCCGUUGAAUCCAAGGCGAAUAUAGACCUGCCCGGCAAGUGA